Molecule: messenger RNA, 270 nt
Organism: Triticum turgidum subsp. durum (durum wheat)
Lineage: Eukaryota; Viridiplantae; Streptophyta; Magnoliopsida; Poales; Poaceae
Source: the annotation of a GenBank genome assembly
AUGCCUUCGGCUUCGUCGGCGGUGGGGAGGCUGCAGGCGGCCGCGCAGGACGCCGCCAACUCCUCCUCCUCCUCCGCGCGCUCCGCCACCGCCGCCUUCUCCGACCAGCUCCUCGUGCCCAGGGAGGCAGGCCGGAUGGUGUCUCUGUCGGCUUGCGCAAAGUUCGGCGCUGUCAGCUUUGUGGUUGGCGUCAUGGUUGGCUUCACCCUGAAUAAAAGGCUGCGCCGGUGGGCUGCCAAGCUGCUCAAGAGAAUUAAGGACGAUAACUAG